UCCAUAACUAUAUAUACCUGUGUUGGGAAACAAGCAUGUUGUUACAAGCUGUCUCUAUGUUGUAGGUAGUUCAAUAUGGUGAUCCGUGUGGCAGUUAUCGGUGCUGGUCCGGCAGGUCUGUGUGCCAUGCGGCAUCUACUGGCUCGAUCUGAUGUGUUCGAAGGAGUGUGUUUCGAGCAGUGCUCAAAGCUGGGGGGCAUGUGGAUCUACAGGGACAAUGCCCUUGAGGAUGAAAAUGGAGUGCCCAUGUUAGCUUGUGUGUACAAAAACCUCAAAACAAAUAUCCCCAAGGAGAUAAUGGCAUUUCCAGACUUUUCCUUCCCGGAGGGCCUGCCCUCCUUUGUUCCCCAUGAGACGGUGCUGCAGUAUAUACAGGACUAUGCCGAACACUUUAACAUUGCAGGCAGGAUAAAGUUUAAAACUCAAAUUGAGCGGGUCAAUCCAGUCAAGGGAGACAACUCUGAAGCAGUCCGAUGGGAAGUGACCUACAGUGAUGUAGUUCAUAGAGAGAACCGGACAACGGAGUUGUUUGAUGCUGUCAUGGUCUGUAUUGGAAAAUCAAUGAAUCCACGAAUGCCAGACCAGCCUGGCCAGCACCGGUUCGAGGGACAGAUCAUGCACAGCUGUUGUUACCGGGAACCGGAGCCCUUCAGGAACCAGGCGGUUGUCUGUCUUGGUGCACAGAUGUCGGGGCUGGAUCUAGCUGUCGAGAUCAGCAGUGUUGCAGACAAGGUUUUCCUCAGCCAUAACAAAGACAAACUGACAACCGUCCUUCCUGCUAAUGUCAUUGAAGUUCAAGGAAUCAAGUCCUUCAAUUCACACUCGGUUGUUUUCUUGGAUGGUCUGGAACAGCCAGUGGAUUCUGUCAUCUUCUGUACAGGAUAUGAAAAUAGCUACCCCUUUCUCACAGACAACUGCCAUGUCAACCUGCAGUCGGGCAGUAGAGUUACCCCCCUUUACAAACACCUAAUACACACUGAGUUCCCGUCCUUGGCCUUUGUAGGACUUUGUAAGAUGGUGAGUCCCUUCCAGAUCUUCCACCUACAGACUCUUGUAGUGCUGGCUGUGCUGGAGGGGAAGCUGACACUGCCUUCAAAGGAAGAAAUGGAUCAAGACACCGAAAAGGAUUUUCGGGAGCACUUAGCCAGUGGUUUGCCUGUUCAUGAUGCACAUAGUUUGGAUGAUCGCCAGUGGUCUUACAAUGACAAGUUGGCUAAACUGGCAAACUGUCAACGUCUUCCAAGGGUGAUUGAAAAGAUCUGGAAGAAAUAUCAAGCUACGUAUCAUGAAAAUACACUGACUUAUAGAAACAUGAACUUUACUAGAACCAGUGAUGAGUCUUUUGAUAUGGUUUACCAAAAUGACAUCUCAUCGAAUCUUUGACAGUUUGCACUCUUCAGGAGAGGUGGUUUGGACUUUCCAGACUAUCAAGAUCAUAAUUAUUUUUUUUAAUGAUAAUGUUUUAUAUAAACAAUAUUUGGUGAUGGAAGUCUUGUUUAAGUGUUCCAGACCAGAAACCUAACACUUAUGUGACUGUUCACAUCACCUUCCCCACCAAUAAAACACUAACGUGACAGCCCUCCCCACCAGUAAAACACUAACGUGACUGCCCCCCCCACCAAUAAAACACUAACGUGACUGCCCUCCCCACCAAUAAAACACUAACGUGACUGCCCUCCCCACCAAUAAAACACUAACGUGACAGCCCUCCCCACCAAUAAAACACUAAUGUGACUGCCUUCCCCACCAAUAAAACACUAACGUGACUGCCCUCCCCACCAAUAAAACACUAACGUGACUGCCCUCCCCACCAAUAAAACACUAACGUGACAGCCCUCCCCACCAAUAAAACACUAACUUGACUGCCCUCCCCACCAAUAAAACACUAAUGUGACUGUGCCUCCUACUCAUCAAAAAAUGAUUUGUGCCCUCUCCACAAAUGAAAAACCCUAUUGAAACACUAAUGUGAUUGUGCUUUCCCCACCAAUGAAAAACUACUGCGACCGCACCCUCCCGCACAUCAGACACUGCCCUCCCACAUGAAAUAUGCCCACAUAACCAACAAGCAAAGGAUAGUUGAAACAUUUUGACUUGUGAGCAGAACCUCCUGCCCAUGAGAUUACAAUCUCAUUAAAAUCAGAUCUAAGUUCUCGCUGCCGCUAAACAAAGAUCUGAGGACAUCCCUUUGCAGGUCACAUCAGAACGACCUUUUGCGAACUUUGACCGACCACUGAAAUGAACAAGAAGUCGACAUCACCCAAUUAGAAAGCAGCUUUCUCGAGCUUAAAGGCACUCGUUUCAACCUGGCGACCUCCAUUUCAGUCUAUGCUUGAAAAAUAUGUUGACACAGUUCUCAAUUAAGAUUUUGAUGACUUAACAAACGAACAUUCCGGAAUGUCUAAUAUAUGUUAGAGAUUGCAUGGCAGUGCUUCCCAUGUACUGUGCAACGUCUCCUCCGUUCAAAUGUUUUUCCCACGGAAACGUGAGAGAUAGACGAUAGUUUUGACGGAAUCAGUCGUUCUGGCCGAAACUGUCGUUCGGAAUACCCUGUGUUAACGUUUUUGAGGUUGCAUGAUUAGAUAACACAUUCCAACUGUCACUUUCAUGAUCUGGUAAGCGAUGCUUUGAUUGGUCGGAUGAAAGGUUGUUCUGAUGUUGCCCGUAAUGGGAUGACCUCAUAUCUUUGUUUAGCGAUAGCGAGAACUAAGAUCCGAUUUUAAUGAGAUUGCACAUCAUAAAGACACGCCCACUAUGUGUGCAGCAGGAGAGGAGUCAUUCUGUUGUCGAUACUGAAAGUCUUUUAGACUGCAAGGAGUAGCCCUUGUCACCCACUUGGCAAGAGCCAGAUGGAGUGGCCCAUGUCACUAAACAGUGAACAAAACCUGUGAAGUGAAGAUGGAUCUUAAUAGUACUUAACUUUUCUUUAUUCAUAUAUUUGGAAAACAAUUUUCAUAUAUCUGUAUGUACACAUGGAAAAUUGUGAGGCACCAUUCUUUGUCAUAUCCUGAACUUUGAUGUUUCUGUUGAAAAUAUCUAUUUACUGGUAUGGCAUUAAUCUCAUUUUGAUAACUGGACAGUUGUAGUCGAAAGGACACUUCUAAAAUUUCUGUCUCUUUCAAAUUGCUGUACAGGUCUAUUAAAUGGGGUAUCAACAUUGCCACACACUUCAGUACUGACUUGCUGUGUGUGUAUUAGUUCGCUGGAGUGAGAAGAAACAUCAGACCUGAAUUUGUUUGUUCACUCAGCCGGGUUAAAGCGACGAUAUUUAAUCAGGAGCAUGCAGACCUUUUCCGAAGUAUGCACAAAUCUUUAUUCAAGAAUAAAGUGUUUAAAUGAUCA
This is a messenger RNA of Haliotis rufescens (red abalone), 3339 nucleotides long. RefSeq names its product flavin-containing monooxygenase FMO GS-OX4-like. The coding region runs from base 76 to 1383 and encodes 435 amino acids. Gene Ontology annotation, molecular function: flavin adenine dinucleotide binding; N,N-dimethylaniline monooxygenase activity; NADP binding. NCBI's taxonomy places the organism in Eukaryota, Metazoa, Mollusca, Gastropoda, Lepetellida, Haliotidae. The transcript has 5 exons. The record is from RefSeq and is a predicted model, not a curated record.